GGAGGUGAGUCAGGGCUGGGUCUAUGUUGUGGCGGGAACCGGUCGGAGAAGGGCGGGGCUGGAGCCGGGCGCGGGAUCGGGAACGCGAGCCAGGCUGGCCUGCAGCGGUGAAGAGCCUGAUUCUCUUGGGCCUCUGCCGCCGGCGGUCCGGUCUACCAGCCUGGGCUUGUCCCCAGCUCCACGGAAAACAUUGGUAUGUUGGUGUCUCAGAGCUAAACUAUGAGUGAAUUUCGGAUUCACCAUGAUGUCAAUGAGCUGCUCAGCCUGCUGCGUAUCCAUGGUGGGGACGGGGCUGAGGUCUACAUUGACCUGCUGCAGAAGAACCGGACACCAUAUGUUACGACAACAGUGUCUGCCCACAGUGCCAAGGUCAAAAUUGCAGAAUUUUCUCGAACGCCUGAGGACUUUUUAAAGAAAUAUGAUGAACUGAAAUCUAAAAAUACAAGGAAUCUUGACCCACUGGUGUACCUGUUAUCAAAACUCACAGAAGACAAAGAGACACUUCAGUAUUUGCAACAGAAUGCAAAGGAAAGAGCUGAACUUGCAGCUAGUGCUGCAGCCAGCAGUGCCACCGGUUUCAGCAUCCCUGUUGCAGCCUCUAAGAUGUCCACACAGGAGCUAGAGGAACUGAGGAAGCAGCUUGGCAGUGUGGCUACAGGCUCCACACUGCAGCAGUCUCUGGAACUUACAAGAAAGAUGCUUCGAGACAAACAGAACAAAAAAAAUUCAGGCCAGCCCCUCCCAGUCUUCCCAGCAUGGGUAUAUGAGAGACCAACACUGGCUGGAGAUUUCCUGAUUGGUUCGGGCUUGAGCUCAGACACAACUUUGCCUAUAGGUACAUUGCCCUUGGCCUCCCAGGAGUCAGCAGUGGUGGAAGAUCUGCUCUAUGUGCUUGUGGGAGUGGAUGGCAGGUACAUCACUGCUCAGCCUUUGGCUGGGAGGCAGAACCGUACCUUCCUUGUGGAUCCCAACCUGGACCUGUCCAUCCGGGAGCUAGUAAACAGAAUCCUCCCUGUGGCUGCCAGCUACUCUACUGUGACCAGGUUCAUUGAGGAGAAGUCUUCAUUUGAAUAUGGGCAGGUGAACCAUGCCUUGGCUGCUGCCAUGAGAACCCUGGUAAAGGAAUACCUGAUUCUCGUCACACAACUGGAACAGCUACACAGGCAGGGCCUCCUCUCGCUGCAGAAGCUCUGGUUCUACAUUCAGCCAGCCAUGCGUACCAUCGACAUCCUGGCCUCCCUUGCCACCUCAGUGGAUAAAGGCGAGUGUGUGGGCGGGUCGACGCUGAGCCUUCUCCAUGAUAGGAGCUUCAACUACACAGGGGACAGCCAGGCGCAGGAGCUGUGCCUCUAUCUGACCAAGGCGGCCAGCGCACCUUACUUUGAGAUCCUGGAGGAGUGGAUCUACAGAGGCGUCAUUCACGACCCAUACAGUGAGUUCAUGGUGGAGGAGCACGAGCUGCGGAAGGAGAAGAUACAGGAGGACUACAAUGACAAGUACUGGGACCAGCGCUACACUGUGCUGCCACAGCAGAUCCCAUCCUUCCUGCAGAAGGUAGCAGGCAAGAUCCUCAGCACAGGAAAAUACCUAAAUGUGGUCAGAGAAUGUGGUCAUGAUGUCACCUGUCCCGUAGCCAAAGAGAUCAUCUAUACCCUCAAAGAGCGGGCAUAUGUGGAGCAGAUUGAGAAAGCGUUCAAUUAUGCCAGCAAAGUGCUGCUGGACUUCCUCAUGGAGGAGAAGGAGCUGGUGGCCCACCUGAGGUCCAUCAAGCGCUACUUCCUGAUGGACCAAGGGGACUUCUUUGUGCACUUCAUGGACCUGACUGAGGAGGAGCUCAGGAAGCCAGUAGAAGACAUUACACCCACACGCCUGGAGGCUCUGUUGGAGCUGGCCCUGAGAAUGAGCACUGCCAACACUGACCCCUUCAAAGACGACCUCAAGAUUGACCUGAUGCCUCACGACCUUAUCACUCAGCUUUUGCGGGUUCUGGCCAUCGAGACCAAGCAAGAGAAGGCAAUGACCCAUGCUGACCCCACGGAGCUCACUCUGAGUGGUCUAGAGGCUUUUUCCUUUGACUAUAUGGUCAAAUGGCCCUUGUCACUGAUUAUUAACAGGAAGGCACUCACCCGCUACCAGAUGCUCUUCCGACACAUGUUCUACUGCAAGCACGUGGAGCGACAGCUCUGCAGUGUCUGGAUCAGCAACAAGACAGCCAAGCAGCAUGCGCUGCACUCCGCCAAGUGGUUUGCUGGUGCUUUCACGUUGCGGCAGCGAAUGCUCAACUUCGUCCAGAAUAUUCAGUACUACAUGAUGUUUGAAGUAAUGGAACCGACCUGGCACAUCCUUGAGAAAAACCUGAAAUCUGCCUCCAACAUUGACGAUGUCCUUGGCCACCACACAAGUUUCCUUGACAACUGCCUGAAGGACUGCAUGCUGACCAACCCUGAGCUGCUGAAGGUUUUCUCCAAGCUCAUGUCCGUGUGCGUCAUGUUCACCAACUGUAUGCAGAAAUUUACACAGAGUAUGAAACUGGACAGUGAACUAGGCCGUCUGACACUGGAUCAGGGUAGUGUGCAGGGGCCACCCCCAGAGAGUGAGCGGAUUGAUGAUCGUCCCCGGAAGGAGCCUACCAGGAAGCACCUGCCUGAGCAUGUGGACACUCCUCAGCUGUCCUCCGGCUUUGAGGCCACCAUCAACAACUUUGACAAAAACUUCUCUGCCCAUCUUCUUGAUUUGCUGGCCCGACUAAGUGUCUACAGCACCAGUGACUGUGAACACGGCAUGGCCAGUGUCAUCUCCAGGCUAGAUUUCAAUGGUUUCUAUGCGGAACGCCUGGAACGUCUGUCUGCAGAAAGGAGUCAGAAAGCUGCCCCCCAAGUGCCUGUCCCAAGGGGACCCCCAGCACCAGCAUCCAGGGUGGCCAUUCCUGCUCAAUGAGCUUACUUGUUAAAUAUCAUAUUUCUGGAACCUGGGUGUUAUACGUUAUUACUUCUUAAAUAUGGUAUGAGUUUCCA
Rattus rattus (black rat) is the source of this 3014-nucleotide messenger RNA. It is a transcript of the gene Tubgcp2, whose product is annotated as tubulin gamma complex associated protein 2. Gene Ontology annotation, biological process: meiotic cell cycle; cytoplasmic microtubule organization; spindle assembly. The transcript is spliced from 18 exons. Gene Ontology annotation, cellular component: spindle pole; centrosome; gamma-tubulin small complex. Gene Ontology annotation, molecular function: gamma-tubulin binding; microtubule minus-end binding. The coding region runs from base 220 to 2937 and encodes 905 amino acids. NCBI's taxonomy places the organism in Eukaryota, Metazoa, Chordata, Mammalia, Rodentia, Muridae. The record is from RefSeq and is a predicted model, not a curated record.